Molecule: messenger RNA, 2173 nt
Organism: Diospyros lotus (date-plum)
Lineage: Eukaryota; Viridiplantae; Streptophyta; Magnoliopsida; Ericales; Ebenaceae
Product: NAC domain-containing protein 53-like
Exons: 6
Coding region: 177-1868 (563 amino acids)
Biological process (GO): regulation of DNA-templated transcription
Molecular function (GO): DNA binding
Source: RefSeq, a predicted model, not a curated record
CAGCGAGGCCGAUGGCCAAAAUGGGAACUCUCUCUCAUUCUGCCUCCGUUCAAAACCCUACAUAGUUUGUGUUCUGUUCUCUCGCUUUCUCUCUCUCUCUCUCGCUGAAAAUCCAUUCGCUAUUUAUUCUUCUUCUCUCUCUAAAAUCCCUAAUUUUAUCUCUUGGAUUGGAUUAGAUGGGUCUCGAUCCAUCGUCUGCAGAACCCCCGACGGCGUCUCUCGCGCCAGGGUUUCGGUUCCACCCCACCGAUGAAGAACUGGUUCAGUACUACCUCAAGCGCAAAAUCUGCGGCAAGCCCUUCCGAUUCGAUGCCAUCUCCGUAAUCGAUAUCUAUAAAUCGGAGCCCUGGGACCUUCCCGGGAGGUCAAGGCUGAAGAGCAGGGACUUGGAGUGGUACUUCUUUAGUGUAUUAGAUAAGAAAUAUGGGAAUGGAUCAAAGACCAACAGAGCUACUGAAAGAGGGUACUGGAAGACAACAGGAAAGGACAGGCCUGUUCUCCAUAGGUCCUGGACUGUUGGGAUGAAGAAGACACUUGUUUAUCACAUUGGCCGAGCUCCUCGUGGUGAGAGAACCAACUGGGUGAUGCACGAGUAUAAGCUUGUUGAUGAGGAGUUGGAGAGAAUUGGAGCUGCACAGGAUGCAUUUGUACUGUGUAGGAUUUUCCAAAAGAGUGGUUCAGGGCCGAAGAAUGGGGAGCAGUAUGGAGCACCAUUUGUUGAGGAGGAAUGGGAGGAUGACGAGUUAGUUAUGGUUCCUGGGCUAGAGGUUGCUGAGGAAGUGGUAAUUGCUGAUGAUGCCUAUCUCGAUGGAGAUGACCUGGAGCAGAUUCUUGAUGCAGAGAUUCUAUCAGAUGAGGUACCGGUUCCAUCCAGCUUCUAUUAUGUUGAUAACAACAGUCAUACCCAGGAGCCAGUGAAUUUGGUUGAUGAUACUAAAAAUCUGUUGGUGGUUACUGGUGAGAAUUACUGUCCUUCAGAACAGCCUGAUGGCCAGAUACUGUUUGAUCUGCCAGUGCAAAAUGACAUGAACGUGAAGCCAGUAAAGCAUGAAUAUAUUGGUGAACCAAGCAAUACAGUGAAUACUGUGGAUAUAGAUUACUUGCUUGAUGAACCAUUCUUGGAUGCUAGCAGUGAUCCUCCAUUUGAUGAAGGGGCAUUCCUGGAAACUAACGACCUCUCGAACCCCAUUGAGGCAGAUCCUUCUGGUUUUGACAUGCUAGAUGAGUACCUUACAUUCCUUGGGGCAGGUGAUGACGACUCACAAUACCUGGCCUUAGAUUCUUUGGAGAUGAUGAUUGGAAGUGAGAACCUUGUUUCUGGCCAGGCAUACCUUCCAGAGAAGGAUGUUGAUGGAGGAGGCCAGCAAGAGACUCCAGAAAGCCAAAAAGCCGUGGGAGGGGACAAGGAUGACGUUGCAUCCACAUCAAAGAAAGAGCCUGGUAAUUUUGAAUCAGAUUAUCAGAAGCCAUUUAUCAAGCAGGCAAGUUGCAUGCUGGAAAACAUCCCAGCUCCGCCUGCAUUUGCUUCAGAGUUCCCUUCAAAAACUGCAGCUCUUCAGCUGAACUCUGCGUCUGAUUCUUCAAGUUCAGUCCAUGUUACUGCUGGUAUGAUUCAGAUAAGAAAUAUAACCUUGACCAGCAGUGGGACGCACUGGUCGCUUGGCAAGCACGUAGACGUGAAUAUCAUCUUUUCUCUUGACCUGCCACAAAAUGUUGCAAGUUCUGCCGGUUUGGAGCCAAUGGCAGGCCUACUCUUGGGAAAGGCUGGGUCACGGAGCUGGUUUUACCUGAUCUUUUUUUGGGUCCUGAUCCUCUCAGUGAGUUUCAAAAUUGGGAGUUACAUCUACACGGGAAAUGCAUCGAGGUAAGGGGUCGAUUGUUGGGCAAGGAUGGCAAUUUGAUAGAAACUGACUUGUUAAUACUAUGAUAGAACAUUGGGUUAUUAGAAGAUUUUUUACUUUAAAAUCAUCACCAUCUGAGAUCUAGGGACUUUGUGAACUUUGUUAUUCCACAUGGAAUUGUAUGCUCAAAACUGCCUUUGGGCCAUAGUUGCUGGAUAUUUGUCAGGGGUCUGGAAACGAUUUAAGCAUUGUUAUGGGAGUAAGAAGCUUUGGACGCACCUAUACUGUCUUUUUGAGGCUCAAAUCCUUAAACAUUCUAUAUUUCUAGAGAA